AGAAAGAACAGAACAAUGGGGUUUUAACCAGCUCACAUUACGUGGGUCAUUCAAUGCAUAACUCAUAAGAGAGAGAUGGAGAGAGGAGCCAACCAAUUUAUUUUUGACUGGUCAUUUAUUAGUUAUACUAGGACUGGUAGCUACUUGUUCUGACGACUCAUCUAAUAAUUUCUCAUAGUAUAAUUUUAACCAUCUUCUUUGGUAGAUUUAGUGGCUUUGGAUAAUCAGUCUUAAAUAAUUCAACUCCACUAACUUUAAUAAUAUUUACUGUUGCAGUUUGUAGAUUUAUUGAAAAACUAUGACUAAACAACUUGCACUCUUACUAACUUCAACAUAUUAACUUCAAACUUCAUAACUCAAUUUAACACCACAUACACUUACUAUAGGUGUUGUCAAAUUGACUUUAUAAAUGCUUAAAAGCUCUGUCUUAAGCACUAUAAAAGUUAUUCAAAACAAGUUUUAUGUAUAAGGUUAAAUACUGACACUUUCCGAUUUUUAAAGUUUACUUUGUUUAUUUUGAAUCUCUUUGCUUGGAUUCCCAUUUGAAAUCUCAUUCUUUUUCAAAAUCUGAACACAAGUUAUUUGAUAAGAACAGCUUUUCAUAGCAUCUAAUAUUUGGAUUUUUUUUAUAUAAAUAAAAUAGUAGGAAGUAGGCUAUAAAGUACAAGGAACCUAAUUUGAAAACCAAAAUCCCUAUCAAAACCUAAUAAAAAUGUAGAAGGAAAGAAAUCUUAGAUGCCUGUGGCAAAGAUUUCUCAAUUUCCACACAAGGAAAACCCUCAUUGGACAAAUCUUGGUAUUCAUAAAACCUAGUAACCAUUCGUCAUUAAUGAGUCAAAUAGAAGAGGAAAGGUUGCAGCAAAGCAAAUUUGAAAAGGCGAGCUGUGAUUAUGAAUGUAGGGGUCAUGAAUUGGGAGAAGAUAAUUAUAGUAUUAUACAUUGGGUGGAAAGAGAAAAAGAACAAUAAAUCUUGAAAUGUGCUACAAAAGAAGAUUAAAUAAUGGGGUCAAUCUAGAUUAAAGAGGGGGUAGUUCAGCUAAUUAAAAAGACCAUUUAAUGCAUGAUGAUUUUAAAUUGUUAAAGGGAGUUUUAGAGUUUCCAGGAUAUUUGUUGGGAGAGAGUGAAACCUGGCAGCCUGCUUUUAAAUUCCACUAUAAUUACGGGAGAAAGCUAGGAAAGCUGCUACUCUUUUGUCAUUUUCUUGAUAGACCACUUCUCUUUUCGAACUCCCUUCUUCUUAUGUAUAUUAGCAAAGCCAUGGAGAAUAAUGGCUCCUUGACUCUAUAGUUUCACUUUCAAUCUCUCUUUCUGAACCAGAAGAUUUUUGGUGAUUUUUCAUCUCUUUCUGAACUUGGACUUUUACCUCCAAUGGCUGUGGUAUGUUCUGAAGCAGCAGCCUCGCAACCUCUCAAAGCACAGGUUUGGGUCUUGAAAGUUUCUAUUCACUGUGAAGGAUGCAAGAGGAAGGUUAAGAAAGUUCUACAGAGCAUUGAUGGUGUUUAUACGACCAACAUUGACCCGGACCAACAGAAAGUUACGGUCACUGGUAAUGUUAGUCUUGAGACUCUGACCAAGAGGUUGGCAAAGGCAGGUAAACAUGCAGAAAUUUGGCCAGAAAAGCAAGCGGGAAAAGAGAAACAGUUGAUCAAGAUGUUGGACACAAACAAAGGGAAAGACCAAGAAAAUGGAAGAAGUUCGGGUACUAAUAAAGCUUCAGCAAAGAAGGUCGAGUUUAAGGUCAGCCCUGUCAAGAACAACCGUGAAGAACAGAAUGAGAAGUCAAAGAAUAUUGGAAGCUCUCCCAAAAAGCCUCCGGCCAGGGAGGCCUCGCCGGCAUCCGGCUCCAAGGGCAAUACUACAGGACAUGACGGUUGUUCUCCAGACAAAAGUGGUGAAAAGAAGAAAACAAAGGGGCAACCAGGUAAUAACAAUAGUGAUAAAUCAGGUUCAAACCCCCAAAAUGGGCAUGGGCCAGUCAAUGAGGAACCAGAUGUGGGCCUAAGAAAUGGUCACCCACUGGCCCAACAAGUAUACACGGGCCCAAAGGGUUAUUUUUUCCCCCCACCUAUUUUGGGGUUAAAUUACAAAGCACCGCAUUUAGGUAAAGGUCCCGAAUUUCUUCACCAUGUCCCACUGAUUCCACUUUCAUAUUCAAAUGAUCAGACAGAAAAUUAUGAGGAUCGUGCAAAGCCACAGACCUACCUGGAUUAUUUCAGUGAAGAAAAUGCCCAUGGAUGUUUCAUCAUGUGAUGUGCUAACAUCAAGCAAUAACAACUCAAGGGGAAUAUAUAAAUUUGACGUGCUGGUUUAUGUUGUAAAACAGCGAAGAUGAGUAUAAAUGUACAUGAGUGAGAUCCAGAAUGACAGGAAGGUUAGCAAGUAGAAAAGUUUGGAGGGGUGGGUUAGGUGCUUCUAAUUUUUGGGCUAAAAGAACAUUAGGUUUAUUGUGCUCUCUAUCAAGUGAAACGUUUUGCAGAAGCUUUUCUAAACAA
This is a messenger RNA of Benincasa hispida (wax gourd), 2492 nucleotides long. RefSeq lists its product as uncharacterized. Gene Ontology annotation, molecular function: metal ion binding. Lineage: Eukaryota; Viridiplantae; Streptophyta; Magnoliopsida; Cucurbitales; Cucurbitaceae. The record is from RefSeq and is a predicted model, not a curated record.